Molecule: messenger RNA, 1483 nt
Organism: Bufo gargarizans (Asiatic toad)
Lineage: Eukaryota; Metazoa; Chordata; Amphibia; Anura; Bufonidae
Product: PCI domain-containing protein 2
Exons: 15
Coding region: 71-1270 (399 amino acids)
Biological process (GO): poly(A)+ mRNA export from nucleus; transcription elongation by RNA polymerase II; post-transcriptional tethering of RNA polymerase II gene DNA at nuclear periphery
Cellular component (GO): transcription export complex 2
Molecular function (GO): double-stranded DNA binding; RNA binding
Source: RefSeq, a predicted model, not a curated record
CCGCGGUGAGUAUUCUGAGCAUGCGCGGUCCUGUUAGCAGGACCCGGGUUUCUUAAUUUGGAGGAGGAAAAUGGCACAUAUUAGCAUCAAUCAGUAUUUACAACAGGUGGCAGAGGUUAUAGAAGAGAAAAACGGGGCCAUUUGUGCCGAGCUGAUUUCGUUCAGACAUGCACACACCGCAAACCCCAGGCUACAGUUGGCUGCCCCAGAAGACAAAUGUCAGCAGAUGUUGGAACCUCCCUAUGAUGAGAUUUUUGCAGCUCACUUGAGAUGCACCUGUGCUGUUUCCAACCAUGAUUUCGUGGAGGCAUACAAGUUCCAGACUGUUGUCGUUCAAUCGUUUUUGAAGAUUUUCCAGGCACAUAAAGAAGAAAAUUGGGCAUUGCCUAUUAUGUAUGCUAUUACUCUGGAUUUAAGAUAUUUCGCCAACAGCGCUGACCAACAGCUAACGAAAAAAGGCAAAGGAAAAAGUGGAGACAUGCUGGAGAAAGCUGCCGAACUGUUAAUGAGCUGUUUCAGGGUGUGUGCUAGUGAUACCCGUGCAGCUUUUGAGGACUCCAAAAAGUGGGGAAUGUUGUUUCUCGUCAAUCAGCUUUUCAAAAUUUAUUUUAAGAUCAGUAAACUUCACUUAUGCAAACCCUUGAUCAGAGCAAUUGAAAGCUCCAACUUUAAGGAGGAUUAUAGCAUUUCACAAAGGGUCACUUACAAAUAUUAUGUUGGUCGUAAAGCCAUGUUUGACAGCGAUUUCAAGAAAGCUGAGGAAUAUCUCUCAUUUGCCUUUAGGAACUGUCUCCGCUCUUGUCAGAAAAAUAAAAGGAUGAUUCUAAUAUAUUUGCUGCCUGUAAAAAUGCUCCUGGGUCACAUGCCAACCAUACAGCUCCUGAAAAAAUACAACCUAAUGCAGUUUUCAGAAGUGACAAAAGCAGUCCGUGAAGGCAAUCUUUUACUGUUAAAUGAGGCUUUAACCAAACAUGAAACUUUUUUCAUCCGUUGUGGCAUCUUCCUGAUCCUGGAGAAACUGAAGAUAAUCACACACAGGAAUCUUUUUAAGAAAGUAUAUUUGUUACUCCGGACACAUCAACUUUCUCUGGAUGCAUUUCUGGUUGCUCUGCGAUUUAUGCAAGUGGAAGAUGUGGAUAUUGAUGAAGUGAAUUGCAUCCUAUCUAAUCUGAUCUACAUGGGGCACAUUAAAGGCUACAUCUCUCAUCAGCAUCAAAAGCUUGUGGUCAGCAGGCAAAAUCCUUUUCCUCCGCUGUCAACAAUCAGUUAACAGCAGUCACACGGAAGAUGGUGAAUGGUCAGCAGUACACAUGACUCGGGCGCUGAUUUCUCUUGUUUUUUUUUGUUGUUUUUUUUUCUUCAUUUUUUUUUUUUUUUUAGCAAUUUUUUUAGCAAAUUACAGAUUUUAAUAUCAUGAAUUUGUACAAGUAACUUUCUGUUGUUCAUGAGUUUUGCUCCAAGUGUAUAGUGUCCAAUAAAGCAG